Messenger RNA from Coprinopsis cinerea okayama7#130, 3351 nucleotides. Its product is annotated as insulin-degrading enzyme. The record is from RefSeq and is a predicted model, not a curated record. Lineage: Eukaryota; Fungi; Basidiomycota; Agaricomycetes; Agaricales; Psathyrellaceae. Bases 1 to 3351 code for a protein of 1116 amino acids. Gene Ontology annotation, biological process: peptide catabolic process. Gene Ontology annotation, molecular function: metal ion binding; metalloendopeptidase activity. Gene Ontology annotation, cellular component: cytosol; mitochondrion. The transcript is spliced from 16 exons.
AUGGCGCCCUCGACGACAACAGACGAGAACGAUUGGCGGCGUGUUAUCCCUGAACAAGCGUCCAUCCCGUCUUUCCAGGUCUUCACAAAGCCAAUCCAGAAAUCCGAGCAGGAUGAGCGUGAUUACAGACUCAUCCGGCUCGACAACGGAUUGAAGGCUCUCCUUGUCCACGACAGCAAGGCAGACAAGGCUGCCGCCGCUUUAGACGUUGGUGUGGGCCACCUGUCAGAUCCUGAUGAUAUGCCAGGGUUGGCCCACUUCUGUGAACACUUGUUGUUCAUGGGAACUGAGCAAUUUCCUCGCGAGAACGAAUAUGCCGAGUAUCUGGCGAAGAAUAACGGUGGAUCCAAUGCCUAUACAUCGACAUCCAACACCAAUUACUAUUUCAAUGUCUCGACGGCGGCCCUCCCUGGAGCACUGGAAAGGUUCUCCGGCUUUUUCCAUUCUCCGCUCUUCGCUCCCAGUUGCACCUCGCGUGAGCUAAACGCUGUGGACUCUGAACACAAGAAGAAUCACCAGACCGACUUGUGGCGCAUCUUCCAACUGAACAAGCAUUUGAGCAAACCAGGUCACGUCUGGUCCAAGUUUGGCAGUGGAAGUAGGGAGAGUUUGACCAAGGCUGCCAGGAGCUUGAAGGCGUUGGGAAAGCUGGGAGAGAAUGGGAAACAGCGAGACAGCCUUCAGGCAUCACCGGCGUCUUCUCGCAUUCCAUCCCCCGCUCCGUCUACUACUUCCAGCUCGAGCGACUCCGAGGCUGAUGGUGGCGCAGUUGGAAGAGAGACCAGGCGACGUGUGGUUGAGUGGUGGACCAAGGAGUAUUGCGCAAGUCGUAUGAAUCUUUGUGUUAUUGGCCAAGAAUCCCUGGACGAAUUGGCAAAUAUGGUCUCAACCAACUUCAGCCCCGUUCCCAACAGGGAUUGCCAGGCUUAUCCUUCUUGGCGUGAACAUCCCUUUGGCGAGAAGGAGAAAGGAACACUGGUUUCCGUUGCGACAGUCAUGACUUUCCAUGCCUUGGAAAUAUCCUUCCCACUGGAAUGGCAAGGGCACAACUGGCGCACCAAGCCCGCUCACUUCCUAUCUCACUUCAUCGGACACGAAGGCCCUGGGUCCUUGCACUCUUAUCUAAAAGGCAAGCAUUGGAUUACGGCACUGAGCUCGGGCCCGCAAAACCUUGCAAGAGGAUUCGCCAUGUUCAAAAUCACUGUUCACUUGACGGAGGAAGGCUUCAAGAACUAUCGGGAUAUUGUUCUCGCCGCAUUCCACUACAUCUCUCUUCUCCGGUCUGCUGAGUUUCAGCCCUUUGCUCAACACGAACGAGUUCUGUUGUCCCAGAUCAGGUUCCGCUUCGCGGAGAAAAAGCGACCGGAUGACUAUGCCUCAGCCGUAGCUGAGAAUAUGGCCUCCCCCGUCCCACCCGAGCGCCUAAUCUCAGCAACACAGCUGACGUGGGAUUGGGAUGACAAUGGAGCAGAUGAACGUAAAGUUCGGGAAUAUCUUGAAACUUUCCGUCUCUCUGAGGGACGGGUCGUUCUCAUGGCUAAACAAGAAGAUCACGAAAAGAUUACCCCUGGAAUUGAAUGGUCGAAAGAGCCAUGGUAUGGGACCAGCUAUAAUGUCAAGGAGUGGGAAUCCGAUUUCAUCGAACAAGCUAAUGGACCAAACACCUUGCCGGAGCUAUAUCUUCCCGGGCCAAACGAAUUUAUUCCAACAAACCUUGACGUUGAGAAGCGUGAUGUGCCUGAGCCACUGAAGCGACCUCACCUUAUCCGUGAAACACCGCUAUCAACCCUAUGGCACAAGAAAGAUGACAGGUUCUGGGUUCCUAAAGCCAGGAUUGUUAUCGACAUUCGCAGUCCAUUCGUCAACGAGACUGCGCGAUCCUCGGCCUUGAGUCGGCUCUAUAUUGAUCUCGUCAAUGAUUCGUUGACCGAGUUCACCUAUGACGCUGAUCUUGCAGGCCUCUCCUACAACUUGUUUUCUCAUAGCACUGGGAUCUACAUUGCCGUCACUGGUUACAACGACAAAGUCUCCGUACUCCUCAAACACGUCCUGGAGAACAUCAAGAACAUCAAGAUUGAGACUGGUCGCUUCCAGGCCAUCCAAGAGGAGGUCAAACGGGAAUGGAGAAACUUCUUCUUUGGGCAGUCGUAUAGCCUCUCGGAUUACUAUGCGCGCCACCUCUUGACAGAGCAACAUUGGACCAUUGAGGACAAAUUGCGAGAGCUGAUGACGAUCAAGGAAGACGAGCUUCCUGGUCAUAUCAAUAAAAUCCUGAAAAAUGCCAAUCUCAGGAUGUUGGUCGCAGGGAAUGUGUACAAGGAUGAGGCGAUCAAGAUUGCGGAAAUGGCAGAACAAGGUCUCGAGCCCAUCUCGCCAGAUGCUAUCAAAGAGAAUGCCCUCGUCCUGCCCCCUGGGUCCGACAAUAUCUGGACACUGCCUAUCGUCAACCCCAACCAAGCUAACUCGGCCAUUACAUACUUUGUCCAUUUUGGGUCCGUCGCCGACCAACGGCUUCGGGUGUUGUCGUCCCUGCUGGUCAAGAUUCUCAGCGAACCGGCGUUCAACGUCCUUCGUACUCGGGAGCAGCUCGGAUACAUCGUGUUCUGCACCGCCUGGACGUUGGCUGGGUCUAGCCAAAAGGGCAUGCGGAUCGUCGUCCAAAGUGAGAAGUUCCCGUCAUACCUGGAGGAGCGUGUCGAAGCUUUCUUGGAUGAGAUGAAGGAGAGACUGGCGACUAUGAGCGACGAGGAGUUUGCUGAGCACAAGAAGAGUCUAGAGAGGAAGUGGCUGGAGGUCGACAAGAACAUGAAUGACGAGGCGUCAAGGUUCAUCUCGCAAAUCAACAGUGGCCAGUUGGACUUCUUGAGAAAUGAGAACGACGCUCGAUUCCUCUCGAGUGUCACUAAGCAAGAUGUCGAGGAACUGUUCCUUAGCAAAGUGCACCAAUCGUCCCCUACUAGAUCAAAGUUGGCUGUCCAUAUGAUCUCCAAGAAACCGAGGACCAAGAAAGUCAGCUUAGAAGCUGCUGAGAGAUUCGAACAAGAAGUGUCGACCAAAUUCCCCAACGCGGAUGCGAAAGGCUGGAGAGAGGCGCUAGAGGAGAACCCCACCCAGACCGAAUUUGUUCAAUAUUGGACCGGCGUCCUCGGCGAUUCCGAGGAAAGCAAAUCGCUGUUGGAAACCAUACCCGCUCUCAUCGAAGAGUACCCUGUGCCUGGAGAGAAACAAGUAGAUAAUAAGCCUUCGGCUACCUAUAUCACUGAUGUCCCCGCCUUCAAGGCUGGAUUAACAUCUGCACCACCCACAGGUCCGCUGGUCGAGUGGAACGAUCUUCCUGUACCCAAGUUCUAG